AUGGAUUCCACGGGUCUGGGUAGUGAUGGUGCUGCCUACCGGUCUCGUGGGUACCAACUCGAAAUGUUAGAGGCCAGCCGCAAGGAAAAUAUCAUUGUUGCGAUGGAUACAGGGAGUGGAAAGACUCAUAUUGCCAUUCUUCGGAUUAUAGAUGAGCUUGAAAACGCCAGUUCUCCGAACAAACUUAUUUGGUUUCUUGCCCCGACAGUGGCAUUGAGCCUUCAACAACAUCAAGUUAUCACUAGCCACAUCCUCUCUGUGAAAACUAAAGUUUUAACGGGCCUAGAUAAUGUUGAUCGAUGGACUGAUCAAGGUAUCUGGGAUAAGGUGCUCAAGGAUGUCCGUGUGGUUGUCUCCACAUAUGCUGUCCUUGCUGAUGCUUUGGGCCAUGGUUUUGUCCGCAUGCCCCGGCUUGCUCUACUUAUCUUUGAUGAGGCUCAUCAUUGCACGAGACGUCAUCCGGCGAACAAGAUUAUGCAAAAUCACUACCAUCCUACUCUACUGAGGUCAGGCCCAAAUGCUGUGCCUCGGAUCUUGGGACUCACUGCUAGCCCAGUGGUCCGUUCGACCCAAAAUGAGCUUGAAACGAUCGAAUCCAACUUGAACGCAGUAUGCAAGACUCCACGUGUCCAUCGCACCGAGCUGUUGGAAAACACCCAUCGCCCUCAUCUCGAGCGUCUCAAUUACAUACACUUUGAUGAAGCACAGGCCUAUAACAUAGAUGAUGACCCUUGGAUCGAAUCAUUACGGUUAAAGGAUCAGAUUGUGGAGCUGGCGAAGGCCCUAAAUACAGGUAAAACCUUCUGUAGCGAGCAACUGAGGAUCUUCGAGGCACGCAGCCGUCACAUUUAUGAGGAGCUGGGGGGUUGGGCUGCCGACUUUUUCAUCAGUGCUUCAAUUGAUCAACUUCAACUUUCAAUCCAAGAUGCUAGUGAAAUGUCACAUUUGGACCAAAGAGAGAGAAUUUAUCUUUUGGAACUGCUGCUUACGAUGCCUACGCCAGUUGCAGCCGAGGAGAAUAAUCACGUAUCCAUCAAGCUUGAAAUGCUUCUCAACUAUCUCGAAAAAAUGGAUAGGCCUGGCUUUUCCGGGCUACUAUUCGUCAAGCAGAGAGCGACUGUUAGUGUGUUAGCGCGCAUUUUAUCCCUUCAUCCCAAAACCAGAGAUCGCUUCCAGUGUGCCGCUUACGUUGGUUGGGCGAGUGAUAAAAAUCGCAAGGGCUGUCUCGGUGACUUACUUCAUCGGGACAUGCAACGAAAUACUCUCGAUGAAUUCAAAGCUGGCCGAAAAAACCUCAUUGUCGCCACUGAUGUUCUCGAAGAAGGGAUUGACGUAAGCGCAUGCAGUCUGGUCAUUUGUUAUGACAAGCCUGCAAACCUCAAGUCCUUUGUCCAGCGUCGUGGGCGUGCUCGUCAUAGAGAAUCUACAUAUGCUGUCAUGAUCUCAAAUGAGGACGAGCUGUUGAGUCUCCAAAAAUGGCAGGAACUAGAGCAAGCCAUGAUUAAAGCGUACCAGGAUGAUGAGCGACAGCGUCGUGAAGCUUAUGCCAUCGAAGAUACCGAGGAGCACGUGAAUGAGACACUUUGGGUGGAAAAAACGAGUGCUCUGUUGACAGCAGAUGAUGCAUUGCAGCAUUUGCAUCACUUUUGCGCUGUUUUACCAGUUGAUGAGUAUUCCGACAAUCGACCAAUGUUUUCCUUCCAAGAGAAUAGUGUAGGUUUGCUUUUAGGAACGGUCACGCUACCAAAUUCGGUGCAUCCGACGGUUCGCCGGACAACGGGGAAAGCCUGGUGGCGCACAGAGCGAGCAGCCAGAAAGGAGACUGCAUUUCAAGCUUACAAAGCCUUGUAUUCGUAUGGGUUGCUCAAUGACAAUCUCUUACCACUAACAAGAAAACCAGAGUUGCGGUUCUCGGAACAGAUGACGCUCCCAUCUAUUGUACAAGCUGCUGAGCAGUAUGACCCUUAUGUAGAACUUGCACAAGGUUGGGCUUCGGGUCAGCUGUGUCAGACACGCUUGAACAUAUGCAGCAAUGGUUCUCCCGAUAACGAUCUGGCCGUAUGUUUGAUUUUGCCAAGAUUGACCCCCAUGCCACACCCCAUUCCCCUCUACUGGAACCCCGAGACUUCCUUGGAACUCUACUUUGAUCCGCAAGUGUCGACUUUCGAGGCGACAGUGGAGACACUCGAAUAUAUGAGAAAGACCACGGCCCUCUAUCUACAAGCCCCCAGCUCGCGCCAGCGGGGCGAAGAACGCGACUUCGUGGCUCUCUUCAUUCCCGAUAUUCCACAUGAAUACUUGGGACAAUGGCUUGCGGUGCACGAAGGAAAGGAGCCUGCACUGGAAGUUUACUCGAGGAAUCCAACUACGCCGCCUACGGGUAUCGUCCGUGACCAGUCCAAAUUCAGUGAGCCACGGAUAUUCAACAGGUGGGUCGUUCCGGCCGAGGUGACAAAGACCUCGCCUAUUGAAGUGGAAUGUUCAUCACUUCCACGCCGACGAAAUCUCCUCCAGGUACGAACCAUCAAUAUCACUGGAGAUGGAGAGGUAGAUGCACCAAAGAAGUCCCACGUUCUACCUGCAGCUGUUUGCGUCAUCGACAAGCUCCCCGCGAAACAGGCUGUGUUUGGACUGUUCAUCUCUGCCAUUUUGGACCGGCUGGAGGCAUCCUUGGUCGCACACCGAUUGAAUGAUACCAUUUUGAAAGGAGUUGGCAUCCAAAACAUAGACCAUGUGAUUACAGCUAUCAGCGCCCCCAUUGCGCAGGCUAGUACCAACUAUCAGAGAUAUGAGUUCUUUGGUGACUCUGUUCUUAAAUUCACCGUUAGUUGCCAACUAUUUUUCCGGAACCCCAAGUGGCACGAGGGGUACCUCUCGGAGAGCCGUGACAAACUCAUCCAAAACUCUCGGCUUGCUCGUGCAGCUCUCGAUACUGGCAUUGACUGCUUUGUUCUAACAAGUCGGUUUACCCCCCGGAAAUGGGCUGCACCAUUGAUCAGGAACAAGUUGGACCCCUCGACUGCUAAGAGGACCAUGUCAAGCAAGGUCCUGGCAGAUGUUGUGGAAUCCCUCAUUGGCGCAGCAUAUGUAGACGGUGGAAUUCGGAAAGCGCAGGCCUGUCUCCAUCGCUUCUUGCCAGAGAUCGAUCUCUUCACGAAUGAGAUUUCGUCCCUCCUCCCCCCACCCGGGAAAGGAGUGAGUAACUUAAUCAACCAUCACCGAUUGGCCGGUCUGAUCGGGUACACUUUUAGUGAUCCUACCAUACUGACAGAGGCACUCACCCACGCAUCCUGCGAGUACGAUACAUCAACACAAUCUUACCAACGUCUCGAGUUCCUCGGAGAUGCCGUCCUGGACAUGGUGGUCAUGGCAGUGAUAGCAGCCCACCCCGUGGAAAUGGACCAGGGACCAAUGACAUUGCUCAAACAUUCGGUCGUGAAUGCCAACCUCCUCGCCUUCUUCUGCAUGGAGCUAAGCGCACCAGACGAACCUUCCCACAUCACACAAUUUGCCAACGGCGAAGUCAACCUUGUGCCACACUAUAACCAGAUCCACCUCUGGCGCUUCCUCCGCUCCCAUGGGCCUAACAUCACAUCUGCCCGGGAAGCUUGUCUCGAGCGGCACCAGGGUCUCCGUGCUGAGAUCUUAGAUGCCCUGAGGAACGAAAGCCAAUACCCGUGGGAAUUGUUCGCCCGCCUGCGUGCGGAUAAAUUCUUAUCGGAUAUCGUCGAGAGUGUUCUUGGGGCGAUUUUCAUCGACUGCGGGGGCAAUUUGGAUGUGUGUUACGCGUUCGUUGAACGUAUCGGUCUGGUGUGGUACAUCCAGCGUGUUAUCGCUGACGGGGUUGAUGUUGUUCAUCCGCGGAACACCGCGCAGAACAUGGUGAAGGGAGCAGGAACCUUGGUCUUCAAGAGGAAGAGGGUCGAAUCUGGAGGCGUGGGUACGUAUCGGUGCACAGCAGUGGUCAACGACACCGAGAUCGCGCUGGUGGAGGGUUGCGCUUCUGCCGAAGAGGCUGAGGUCAAGGUUGCCAACAUUGCUAUUGAGUACUUGAAAUUGCACCCAUUGGCUUCUACAUGA
Penicillium roqueforti is the source of this 4080-nucleotide messenger RNA. Its product is annotated as putative RNA helicase/RNAse III. Gene Ontology annotation, molecular function: ATP binding; RNA binding; ribonuclease III activity. Gene Ontology annotation, cellular component: RISC complex; cytoplasm; nucleus. Gene Ontology annotation, biological process: siRNA processing. The transcript has 8 exons. NCBI's taxonomy places the organism in Eukaryota, Fungi, Ascomycota, Eurotiomycetes, Eurotiales, Aspergillaceae. The coding region runs from base 1 to 4080 and encodes 1359 amino acids. The record is from RefSeq and is a predicted model, not a curated record.